GUUUGUUUGUUGUGGAGGUAGUGGAGAGAGCUGAGAAGCCUACUGCAUUUGGAAAUCGGCUCCCCAUCAUGUACCUCUUGCUGCCAUUAUGAGGUUCCCAAAGCUAGCUUUCGUCUUUAUGUUUCUGGUCUGUCUGGUAGUCUACCUCACCUACGUCAAACGCCAUUAUGAUGACUCCAAACCACCAGUAUCUGACCAACUGCCCCAGCAUGGGACGGACAACCAUAAACAGUCGACCUCAGCUCAGGUGGUCAGUGAAAACUUCCAGUAUGGUAUUAUGUUUGAUGCAGGAAGCACUGGAACCCGGAUUCAUAUCUUCAAAUUUCAGAUCGAGCCAAAUGAAGCUCCUAAAUUAGCCCAUGAGACAUUUAGAGCUAUAAAACCUGGACUGUCUGCAUACGCUGAUGACCCAGAAAAGAGUAAGGAAGGACUGUUGGAACUGUUAAAUGUUGCUAAAGACACUGUUCCUGAGACAUUAUGGAGUUCUUCUCCACUUAUGCUCAGAGCCACGGCAGGGCUCAGACUGCUGCCUGGCGAGAAAGCCACAAUCCUGCUGGACAAGGUGAGGGAGGUGUUUAGCGAAUCCUUGUUCCUGUUUAGACCGGACAGUGUGUCAAUCAUGGAUGGCACAGAUGAAGGCAUGUCAGCAUGGAUUACCAUCAACUUUUUAUUAGGUGUUCUUCAUGGUACUGAAGCUCCUAAAGUAGGCAUGCUGGAUUUAGGAGGGGGUUCAACUCAGAUCACCUUUGCUCUACAGGAUGAUAAAACCAUCCAGACCUUACCCAUUGAUUACGUGACAUCGUUUCAGAUGUUCAACAUCAGUCACGCUCUCUACUCAUACAGUUACCUUGGCCUGGGGCUGAUGUCAGCCAGACUUGCUGUGUUAGGAGGGAUUGAAGGACAGCCUUUACCAGGACCCCGAGAACUGGUCAGUCCAUGUCUCGCCCCAGAUUACUCUGGACAGUGGGAGCAUGCUGAAGUACUCUACACUGUUAAAGGGCAGAAAUCAGGGGAGCCCAUCUAUGAGACUUGCCUUACAAAAGUGGAAAAGAUUAUCUACAAACGUGUGAGAAAAAUUGAGGAAGGGAAAGACAUGGACUUCUAUGCAUUCUCCUAUUACUAUGACAGGGCUGUGGAUCUGGGCCUCAUUGAUGAAAGUGCAGGGGGGUCUGUCAGAGUCAAUGAUUAUAUUGAAGGUGCUAAAAAAGUGUGCAAUAACAUGGCAGCUGGAGGAAUAAAGGAGAGUCCAUUCCUGUGUUUGGAUCUGACCUACAUCUCGGUACUUCUUCAGGAGCUUGACUUCCCUCCUGAUAAAGAGCUGAAGCUGGCAAGGCAAAUAAAUAACGUGGAGACUAGCUGGGCCCUCGGUGCCACUUUCCAUUGCAUAGAGUCACUCCGUAAGCAUGGGACGUGCUGAAAACAUAGACACUCGCAAUGUUUGUUCCCAGCAAAGCACUGACUGAUUUGAAUGCUCUAGGAAAAAUAUCAACAUUGAUUGUAUUUGCCAUUUUGUCAUUGAAUUUGUUUACAAUGUUUUUAUGCAUACCUCUGACUUUCAGAAUAUUUUUGUUUUCCUGCUAGUAUGUUAAGCUAUGAGUGAAGGUAAAAUGUUUGUACUGGUUUGGGUGUUUUCAGCAUGUCAGAAUUGUUUCAGUCAGGGUACAUUAUAUAAAACUGAUCAAAAACACUUGAUUGCCUCAAGCUCAAUCAAGUUAUUUCAUUUUUACUUUAUAUUUAAUUAUUCUCUAGCUUCUAGUUUGAUUUAAUAUAUUACCCAGUAUGUUCAAACAAAUCAUGUACUUAUUAUUAUAUAUUAUCUUCUCUCAAAUGGAAGAAAAACAGACCAUAGCUGUUGCUGUCAUGUUCAUGUACUUUUCUCCUGUAGUUAUAAACUAAAUGUGCCUAUUAUUAAACAUAGGAACUAUGUUUAUAUAAAAUGCCAUAUAAAUAUAAUCUUUAAAAAAAA
This is a messenger RNA of Carassius auratus (goldfish), 1966 nucleotides long. RefSeq names its product ectonucleoside triphosphate diphosphohydrolase 6 (gene entpd6). Gene Ontology annotation, molecular function: hydrolase activity. Bases 89 to 1417 code for a protein of 442 amino acids. Gene Ontology annotation, cellular component: Golgi apparatus. The record is from RefSeq and is a predicted model, not a curated record. NCBI's taxonomy places the organism in Eukaryota, Metazoa, Chordata, Actinopteri, Cypriniformes, Cyprinidae. The transcript has 13 exons.